Messenger RNA from Gastrolobium bilobum, 2327 nucleotides. RefSeq lists its product as uncharacterized. Lineage: Eukaryota; Viridiplantae; Streptophyta; Magnoliopsida; Fabales; Fabaceae. The transcript is spliced from 16 exons. Gene Ontology annotation, molecular function: GTPase activator activity. Bases 88 to 2163 code for a protein of 691 amino acids. Gene Ontology annotation, biological process: activation of GTPase activity. The record is from RefSeq and is a predicted model, not a curated record.
GCAACGCAGAUUUUCCUUCGCUUCGAAGGCACCUCUCUCUCUCUCUCUCUCUCGCUCUGUGUUUUCAGUUUUCUGCGAAAUUCACCGAUGCUAGAAUCAGAGCUUCACGAUUUGUCCGACGAUGCCGAUUACGCUGCGUCGCAGCAACAAGGAUCGGCAAGCAUGAUGCUGGAGAGCGACAGAACCAAACAGAGCUCCUCGUCUAGUGAUCGGGACGGUGCUGAAAUUGUAUAUUCGAAGGACAAUGUAGCAAUUCAUCCGACUCAGUUCGCCUCCGAAAGAAUUAGUGGAAGACUGAAGUUGAUUAAGCAAAGCUCUUCCUUGUUUAUGACUUGGAUACCUUACAAGGGGAAUAGCUCAGAGGCCAGUUUGUCUGAUAGAGACAGAAAACUUUACACCAUAAGGGCGGUGCCCUUCACUGACAUCAGGUCCAUCCGGAGGCAUAAUCCUGCUCUUGGAUGGCAAUAUAUCAUUGUUGUUCUAUCGUCAGGACUUGCUUAUCCUCCACUAUACUUCUAUAGUGGAGGAGUCAAAGAAUUCCUUGCUACAAUAAAGCAACAUGUUCUUCUUGUGAGGUCUGCAGAAGAUGCAAACAUUUUCCUUGUGAAUGAUUUUCAGAAUACACUGCAGAGAACUUUGUCCUCCUUGGAGCUGCCCAGGGCUGUUUCUCUUGCAUGCGGACCUUCAAAUAUGUCAGUUGAUGAAUCCACUUUGAAUGAGAACCAAGAGGGGGCUGAUAGUGAUAUCAAUAAUGGAAGUGCCAGUGUUACUCAGUUCCAUGGGAGACCAAGGCAUAAAGUUCAUGAUCCUCGGGACAUCUCUAUUCAUGUUUUAGAGAAGUUCUCUCUUGUCACAAAAUUUGCCCGUGAAACAACUUCACAACUCUUUGGUGAAAACCAGAGUAAUGGAUUUAGUGCCAAUGAGAGGAGAACCCAUAUCCAGACUAACCUUGAUCAUCCUAAGAAGCCUUCCAAUGUUGCAGGAAACAUUUCUGAUGAAAGUCCUGUUGUCUCAGAUUCUCUACGGACUUUCAUCAUAACUAAACAGAAUGUUUCAUGUUUGAAACAUGAACAUGGUGAGAAAGCUGCCACCAGUGUGGGAACUUUUGAGCUUAUCAGUUGUAAGGAGUUUGAUAAUUUAUCACUAGUAUGGGGAAAACCGCGGCAACCUCCUUUAGGUUCUGAAGAGUGGAUUACCUUCUUGGAUUUUGAAGGGCGAGUCACAGAUUCAGAAGCUUUCAGAAAGAGAAUAUUUUAUGGUGGACUUGACCACAAAUUACGAAAUGAGGUUUGGGGUUUGCUUUUGGGAUACUAUUCAUAUGAAUCAACAUAUGCUGAGAGAGAAUACCUGAAGUCAGUUAAGAAGUCGGAGUAUGAGACCUUAAAGAACCAGUGGCAGAGUAUCUCCUCGGCACAGGCUAAAAGAUUCACAAAAUUUAGGGAAAGGAAAGGUCUUAUUGAGAAAGAUGUGGUGAGGACUGAUAGAUCACUUGCUUUCUAUGAGGGGGAUGACAAUCCAAAUGUUAAUGUUCUGCGAGAUAUCCUGUUGACAUAUUCAUUCUACAACUUUGAUCUUGGUUAUUGUCAGGGAAUGAGUGAUCUUCUGUCUCCAAUAUUGUUUGUGAUGGGUGAUGAAUCAGAGGCAUUUUGGUGUUUCGUUGCUCUAAUGGAACGUCUUGGACCCAAUUUUAAUCGUGACCAAAAUGGCAUGCACUCACAACUUUUUGCAUUAUCUAAGUUGGUGGAAUUGCUGGAUGGUCAAUUGCAUAACUAUUUUAAGCAGCGUGACUGCUUGAAUUAUUUCUUUUGUUUCCGCUGGAUUUUGAUUCAAUUCAAAAGGGAGUUCGACUACGAGAAAACAAUGCGCUUGUGGGAAGUGUUAUGGACACAUUAUCCGUCUGAGCAUCUGCACCUGUAUGUAUGUGUCGCAGUCUUGAAACGAUACCGUAAUAAAAUAAUGGGAGAGGAAAUGGACUUUGACACCCUUUUGAAGUUUAUAAAUGAGCUAAGUGGUCACAUUGACCUUGAUGCAACACUCAGAGAUGCAGAGGCUCUAUGCAUAUGCGCUGGUGAGAACGGUGCUGCUCAUAUACCACCUGGAACCCCACCAUCGUUGCCUGUUGAUGAUGGUUCGUUUUACGCCCAACAAGAUGAAGUGUUGUAAAUAAAUUCACUAUUUCAUAUAUUUUUUAGUGAUACAUGAAUAUAUGAACCUCAUUUUGUAUUUCCUGGUUUGGUUAGAAUACGGUGUUUAGCGCAUAUUAAAUGCAUUUCUUCAUUAUAUAUGUACCCUUGAAUCAAAGUGCAUCAAUUGCCAUUGAAUUUGUC